Priceomyces carsonii is the source of this 1449-nucleotide messenger RNA. RefSeq names its product adenylosuccinase (gene ADE13). The coding region runs from base 1 to 1449 and encodes 482 amino acids. Lineage: Eukaryota; Fungi; Ascomycota; Pichiomycetes; Serinales; Debaryomycetaceae. The record is from RefSeq and is a predicted model, not a curated record. Gene Ontology annotation, molecular function: (S)-2-(5-amino-1-(5-phospho-D-ribosyl)imidazole-4-carboxamido) succinate lyase (fumarate-forming) activity; N6-(1,2-dicarboxyethyl)AMP AMP-lyase (fumarate-forming) activity. The transcript has a single exon. Gene Ontology annotation, cellular component: cytosol. Gene Ontology annotation, biological process: 'de novo' AMP biosynthetic process.
AUGUCUGGUUACGAUAAAUAUUCAACACCAUUGUCAUCUAGGUAUGCGUCUGAGGAGAUGUCUAAAAUCUUCUCAUUGAGAAAUAGGUUCUCAACGUGGAGAAAGCUUUGGUUAAACUUGGCAAUCGCAGAAAAACAGGUUGGUUUAGAUGUUAUUUCAGAUGAAGCUAUUAAACAAAUGAAGCAACAUUUGGAAAUAACUGAUAAAGAAAUCGAAGACGCUUCGAAAGAAGAAGCUAUCGUCAGGCAUGAUGUUAUGGCUCACGUUCAUGUCUUUGGUAAGACAUGUCCUGAUGCGGCUGGGAUUAUUCAUUUGGGUGCAACCUCUUGCUUUGUUACUGACAAUGCAGAUUUAAUAUUCUUAAGAGAUGCGUAUGAUGUCCUUAUUCCAAAAUUGGUUAAUGUUAUUGAAAGAUUGAGCAAGUUUGCGAUGGCAUACAAGGACUUGCCUGUGUUAGGAUGGACGCAUUUCCAACCAGCUCAGUUGACGACAGUUGGUAAAAGAGCUACUUUAUGGAUUCAAGAAUUGCUUUGGGAUUUAAGGAAUAUGGUUAGAGCUAGGAAUGAUAUAGGGUUGAGAGGAGUUAAAGGUACAACAGGAACCCAGGCAUCAUUUUUAUCCUUAUUCCACGGUGACCAUGAUAAAGUCGAAUUGCUUGAUGAGACAGUUGUCAAGUUAUUAGGCUUCGAAACAGUUUAUCCUGUCACUGGACAAACUUAUUCAAGGAAGAUUGAUAUCGAUGUUUUAUCUCCUUUGGCCUCUUUAGGAGCCACGACUCACAAAUUUGCAACCGAUAUCAGAUUACUUGCAAACUUGAAAGAGGUAGAAGAGCCAUUCGAGAAAUCUCAAAUCGGUUCUUCAGCAAUGGCCUACAAAAGAAACCCUAUGAGAUGCGAAAGAGUGUGUUCUUUGUCGAGGCAUUUAGGUGGUCUUUUAAGUGAUGCGAUCCAAACUGCAUCAGUUCAGUGGUUUGAAAGAACACUUGAUGACUCUGCUAUUAGAAGAAUCUCGUUACCUUCUGCCUUCCUUACCGCGGAUAUCUUAUUAUCUACCUUGAACAAUAUAUGUAGUGGGCUCGUUGUGUAUCCUAAGGUUAUUGAGAGAAGAAUUAACGCUGAAUUACCAUUCAUGGCUACUGAAAAUAUCAUUAUGGCAAUGGUCGAAAAAGGAGAAUCCAGACAAGAAUGCCAUGAGCAGAUCAGAGUUUUGUCUCAUGAAGCUAGUGCAGUUGUGAAGCAAGAAGGUGGUGAUAACGAUUUAAUACAAAGAGUCAAGAAUAAUGAAUACUUCAAGCCUAUUUGGAAUGAGCUAGAUGCUUUAUUGGAUCCAUCUACCUUCGUUGGAAGAGCACCUGAGCAGACUGAAAAAUUCGUAACUAAUGACGUUGCUAAAGCUCUUGCGCCAUUCAAGGAUAUGAUUAACAACGAGACAGUGAAAUUAAGUGUUUAG